Cryptomeria japonica (Japanese cedar) is the source of this 811-nucleotide messenger RNA. RefSeq names its product laccase-3-like. The record is from RefSeq and is a predicted model, not a curated record. Bases 79 to 741 code for a protein of 220 amino acids. The transcript is spliced from 5 exons. Lineage: Eukaryota; Viridiplantae; Streptophyta; Pinopsida; Cupressales; Cupressaceae. Gene Ontology annotation, molecular function: copper ion binding; oxidoreductase activity.
UUCUGCCUUUGAUUACUGCAAAAUUUGCUUCCUGCAAUUUGGCUGACAAGAAAAAGUAGACGACAUUCGGUUUUCAGAAUGUCGUUAUGUUCAGGGUAUUUUUCGAUGGUCUCCUCAGUUGUGCUCCUUACAUUCCUUGCCUUGUUCGAUGCUUCAGCGAGAGCACACGUUCAUCACUCCACAUUUGUUAUUGAAUCAACACCUAUUACUAGGCUAUGUCAGACGCAUAGCAGAGUCAUAGUGAAUGGAGAGUUCCCUGGUCCUACUCUGUAUGUACACAAUGGCGACAGUGUUAGAGUUAAAACGAUCAACAAAUCCAAUUACAAUGCCACCAUCCACUGGCAUGGAGUGAGACAGAUUCGCACAGCAUGGGCUGAUGGAGCAGGGUAUAUAACUCAAUGCCCGAUUCAAGCAGGAGUAAAAUAUACGUACAAAUUCAGGAUUAUUGCACAGGAAGGAACCUUGUGGUGGCAUGCCCAUGUCUCGUGGCUGCGUGCAACAGUUCACGGAGCAAUAGUUAUCUAUCCAAAGAAAGGAAGCUCUUAUCCGUUUCCUCAACCCUAUUCAGAGUUUCCCAUCGUGUUAGGAGAAUGGUGGAACAAAGAUCCUGAAGCGGUCGAAAGGCUAUUAAUUCAAACAGGAAGUGCACCUAAUAUAUCCGAUGCCUUUCUCAUCAAUGGUCAGCCAGGAGAUCUCUAUUCUUGCUCCAAAUCAGGAACAACUAAAAUCUCUGUACAAUGAGGAAAAACGUACCUUCUACGUAUUGUUAAUGCUGCAGUCAAUAAUCACCUCUUUUUCAAGAUUGCAUCAC